AUGAGCAGUAAUAUAUUUUUGUACGAUUUCAAUGGAUCGGUGCAGAGGAAUAAACUGCAGGACGCGAUUUUUAGAGAUUUGGCUCAAAAAGACGAAUUCAUGAAGCGACUGGAAGAGGAGCGGAUAGAACGUCAACUUUUGGCAAAAAAGAAAUCAGCGGUCGUAAAAAUCCAGUCUUGGUACCGUGCCAACCGCACGCGUCGGCGGUUCCACGCGUUGCUGCGGCAGAAUUUCGAUGCGGUGGGCAAAGUGGCCACGUUGGACGUGUUGAGUGCGCAGAUUGCACGGCUGGUGCUAUUUUUCAAAGCGAGUGAGGAUUUGGGCAGAACGGUGAGUGAGGAGGGGGGCGGGUGA
Messenger RNA from Anisakis simplex (herring worm), 354 nucleotides. NCBI's taxonomy places the organism in Eukaryota, Metazoa, Nematoda, Chromadorea, Rhabditida, Anisakidae. The record is from the annotation of a GenBank genome assembly.